Molecule: messenger RNA, 1023 nt
Organism: Coccinella septempunctata (seven-spotted ladybird)
Lineage: Eukaryota; Metazoa; Arthropoda; Insecta; Coleoptera; Coccinellidae
Exons: 2
Coding region: 188-967 (259 amino acids)
Biological process (GO): tRNA wobble uridine modification
Cellular component (GO): elongator holoenzyme complex
Source: RefSeq, a predicted model, not a curated record
UUUGACAGGACAAAAAUAAAUAAAAGAUUAGGUUAUGUUUGAAGACAUGUGCUCUAGGAUUAUUUCAUAAUAAAAUUGUACUAAUUACUGACUUAUAAUCUGAUUUGAAUGCUUUUUGAAUGAAACAAUUCAUUCUCCGAUGAUAUCUGCUGAAAUUGAAGAAUCGCUUUAGCCGAAAAGCCCAAAAAUGUUGGGACAAUUGAGUGGUUUGGAAUUGAAUCCACUUCUAUCAGCCAUCAAAUUGACUUCAAAUGAUAAAAUAAUAUGUGUACGAGAAGUUGGACUGGCAGAUUCGAACUUCAUCAUCACAUAUCUGAUGAAAAAGAUUUUUCAGACACAUGACAAACUAAUUUUUGUAAACUUUCACAACACCCUAGAUCAUUAUCAACUUGUUGGUAAAAAACUAGGUUUUGACCUUUUGAACAAAGUUCAAGUUGGAGAUGCUGUCAUAGUCGAUAUGCUCAAGAAUGUUGAGGAAGAAAUUUCGAAUGAGGACUCCAAAUUCUUCGAGAAUUCUGAAGAAUUUGUUGAAAAAUUGUUCUGUAGGAUUGAACUGAAAGCAGAUGAAAUAAUUAGUACUAACGAUAAUCAAACUUUUCUCAUAAUUGAUGACUUGACUCACUUGCUAGACAUUGGAGUUAAUAUUGAAUGUGUAGUAAAGUUUAUUACACGGUGCUGCAAUCUCAAAAGCAAUUCUGUAUCAGUUGUAAUAAACAACCAUGUUUCACCAUAUGAAUCAAAUGAUGAAAUCUUACCUGAAGAUAAUAUAAUAGCAAACUCUUUGAGCUACAUCUCAGACUUGGAGAUUGAAGUUGCUCCUCUACAAACUGGACAUAGUAAAGAUGUCAGUGGUGUAAUUAAUAUCACUAGACCUGGGGAAGUUAUCACUAAACUUCAUUAUAAAGCUUAUGACAGGGGAAUUAAAACAUUUAAACCUGGAGAAUCACUCAUGAACCUGUUGAAAUGAAUAUUGUUAUAUUUUUAAUAACCUAUGUUUACUGCCAAAAUAUAUUUUUAGUUUUA